Molecule: messenger RNA, 1026 nt
Organism: Chlamydomonas reinhardtii
Lineage: Eukaryota; Viridiplantae; Chlorophyta; Chlorophyceae; Chlamydomonadales; Chlamydomonadaceae
Exons: 3
Coding region: 59-535 (158 amino acids)
Molecular function (GO): protein binding
Source: RefSeq, a predicted model, not a curated record
GUUAAACCAUUAAACACGUACACAUAGUUUCAAGCCGCUUGCCUGGACCACCUGAAGAAUGCUCAAGUUCGCCAACCGCGCUAACUCCGCUGGCGUUAGCCUGACAAGCCGUGGGAAAUCUGCACAGAUACGAAUUAACAGCUCCUUGCCCGGACCAUGCACUAUCGCCACGGAAGGGCCGGUGCGGGGACCGGGGACGUGUGUGUUUGAGGUGACCAUGCCCAAGAAGGGCGUGCGUACGGCUGUGGGGUUCAUGGAGACCCCGCGCCAGGAGUACAUGACGCCCGACUACCUGCGGGCAGGAUACGUGUCGUACGGCGGGGCAGGCUUCAUCUACCCUGCCAAAGCCAUGAGUCGGGCCAGCUACGGCGAGGGCGACACCAUCAGCUGCCAGCUGGACUUCGACGCGGGGCGGGUUACCUUCUUCGUGAACGGCCAGGAGGCGGGCGGCGCGCCGUGGCGGGGGGCGGCCGAAGCCUACCCGGCCGUGUCGGUGUUCCCGGGCGACCUGGUGUGUGAUGUGGUGCUCGAGUGAUUGAGGAGGCCGGGAGCGUGCGGAGUGUGCAGGGGGGUGAGCGUGUGUGAGGGGCGUGUUGUGAGAGGCUUGUGUGUUGCAUCUGUGAAAGGCGUGUGUGAGGCGUGUGUUUGGUGUGGGCCUGUUGGCAGGUAUGAGUGAAGAGUGUGCGAUCACAGAGAGCGUGUGAGCGAUACGGGUUGUGACUGAGCGCCUGCGUUUGGCGUGCGAGUGCCGAGAGCAAACGGGACAGGCGAUGGGGGGUGGAGUGCGACGGCGGGAUUCGCGCACGGGAGGAGGGUGUAAGCCGGAGGGGGGUGGGGAAGCGUGGCGUGCGCCCUGCUUGGAACUUGGCAGAGUAUGCGCGCCCCCAAGGCCAGGUGCAGGGAUGCGUCCAUGACAGCUGAGAUGCCCUGACCCCGAGGCCCUAGCCAGUAGCCAAGGUGGCUGGAUGAGAGUGACUGAGUGUGGUGUUGACUGUUUUGUGCUGUCGUGCCAAGCCUGUUCAGCUG